UGCUCGGUUCCCUCCCGCCGCCGGGUGCCGGCUGCGAUGCCGUGCGUUAACGCUGCGCGUCCUCCCCUGUCCCUGUCCUCGGCCGCAGUGUUGCACCACAAGUAUGACGCCUCCAAGUCCAGCACCUACGUGGAGAACGGCACCGAAUUCGCCAUCCACUACGGGACGGGCAGCCUCUCCGGGUACCUGAGCCAGGACACCGUGACGCUGGGUGACUUGAAAAUCAAGAACCAGAUGUUUGGGGAGGCCGUGAAGCAGCCAGGCAUCACCUUCAUUGCUGCCAAGUUCGAUGGCAUCCUGGGCAUGGCGUUCCCAAAGAUCUCUGUGGACAAGGUCACCCCUUUCUUCGAUAACGUCAUGCAGCAGAAGCUGAUUGAGAAAAACAUCUUCUCCUUUUACUUGAACAGGGACCCCACAGCUCAGCCUGGUGGGGAGCUGCUCCUGGGAGGGACUGACCCCAAGUAUUACAGCGGUGACUUCAGCUGGGUGAACGUCACGCGCAAAGCCUACUGGCAGGUCCACAUGGAUGCGGUGGACGUCGCCAACGGGUUGACCCUGUGCAAAGGGGGCUGCGAGGCCAUCGUGGAUACGGGCACCUCGCUCAUCACCGGCCCCACCAAGGAGGUGAAGGAGCUGCAGAAGGCCAUCGGCGCUAAGCCGCUCAUCAAAGGCCAGUACGUGAUCCCCUGCGACAAGGUGUCGUCUCUGCCUGCGGUCACGCUCACGCUAGGAGGGAAGCCCUACAAGCUCACCGGAGAGCAGUAUGUCUUCAAGGUUUCUGCACAGGGGGAGACCAUCUGCCUGAGUGGGUUUUCAGGCCUGGAUGUCCCACCCCCUGGGGGCCCGCUCUGGAUCCUGGGAGAUGUCUUCAUUGGUCCCUACUACACCGUCUUUGACCGGGAUAACAACUCUGUUGGCUUUGCCAAAUGCGUCUAAGCGCCUGACCCCCAACUGCCUCUGCCACACACACACACACACUUACACACACACGGAAGCUGUAGAGAAUGAUUACCAGGAUUAGAAACCCAGUGAGGAAGAAAAGAGAAUUGGAGCUAGAUUUAAAUUUACAAGGCACAGAAUCAUUGUUAAUGCCCUGCUAGCUACUUUUUCCUGUCUGUUGAGUAAGUGGUGCUGGGACAGCUCUAGUUGACAACUCCAGCUAGAGUAGCUCCUUGCUUUACUGUUAUAUCUUCCAGUAUUUGUUUUUAAUAUUGAUUCUCAAAGCUGAGCAAUGUCCUCUCAUGUCUCCCAGCACUGGUCUCAUUACUGGAGAGGCGGCUUGCUGGAGCCAUCCAGCAAUGCCACUAUUCCUGCAGAGAAGCUGUGCGGGUGCUCUUGGGUUUGGGCUUCUGCGCUUGGGGAGAGGGAAGGGACAGACUGUCCUGCACAUUUUUUACUUCUUCCUCUUUUUCACUGAUGAAGUGGGGGAGCGGGAGAGGGAAGCGCGUUCAUCUUGAUCACUCCUCUGAGACUGGUGAAACAACAGUCGCUAAAUCCCUUCUCAAUGAAUUUGCGCUAGCUUAGUCCUGGGAGAGUGCUUCCCGGGCUGGAGCUGAGGGGGAUCUUGUAGCGUGCCUAAGGGAAGUUUUAGAGUCCAAAGGCUCUAAUUGUGUGUUUUUGUGUUGUGACAACACUAGUGAGAGCUUGAGGCGUGGUCUAGCCAUGCCUGGUCUGAGUCUCUCACAGACCUAUCGGGGCAGGGAUUCAUUGGGGGGCUCCAGCCAGUAGGACUCUUCAUGGAGUAAGAAUACAAAGGGGGUUACAAUAGGGUUUAAUAGGAGUUGCUUGAAUUCAUGUCCACAAAAGCCCAGCUUUAAGCUUAGGGCUGAGCAAACCAGUUUGAGCAAAGUCAGAGUUGAUAUAAAUGCUCUUGAGUUUGGCAAACUUCUCCCAGUUUUCCUAAACCACAGAAAUUUCUAACCUCAUCUGGAGCUAGUGAGUUGAGCGUAACGUUUCCCAAAGCAACUAAGUGGUCUACAAGCCUAAAUCACAUUGAUUAAAUCAAUGAUAUAUGUAGGUGUUUGUAAGUCACAUAAGAGCUUUUGGAAACAUUAUUUAUAGUGUUUUGGAUUGUUCAAAACUCAAGAGACAGUUGACAGAACAGAGUCAGCAAGUCUUCCAGGCAGGAGGAUACCAUGGAGGCUUCUGAAUUUUCAUUUGCUCUCCUUUCACCAUUUCCCAGUCCUGAAACCCAACUCACCUUCAAUACCCUCCUUACAUUGUAUGAUAGUUUCUAUAUUAUUUACAUUGGUGAGAGAUCUGCUCAUUUGCAUCAUAUGUUACAGAAGGAGUGAGGCACAUUCCCUGCUUUAGAGAGUCUGCAGAUGAUGGAUUUAGCUGUGCUUACAGCCCCACAUCUUGCUCCUGGAGAGCCAAGACCUAUGUGUAUGGAGCCGUCCGCUUCACUGGGCUGGAAUUAGUAGACAUAUAUGCUGGGGGAGCAAGGAGACAAUAGUAGCUGGAAGGAAGAUGAAGUGAGUUUUAAGCAACACUGGAAAGCAGAAGAGAGUGUUUUCCGUGGCUGUCAGGGAGUGACUGUAAAGAUUCCCGGGCAUGAUAAAUCUGCUGCUCCCAAAGCCGCCUUCUGCCUGUUCACAGUCUUCACCUGCAACGUUGCGUUUGGAAGCCUUAAAGACAUCUGUGGCAGGCCGGGGAUCUGGCUAGAGAACAGUAGCGCAUUACCAAAAAAAUCAAAUGCAGAUACUCAGCACCUCUCCGGAGAACCCACUUUUCAAGCUGAUUAAAUGCCCAGAGCUCUUCAAAGUUCUGCUAAAUCCUCCCGCGGCUGCAGGGUUUAUCCAAUAUAGUGGCUGAGACAGAGACAAUUUCUCAGGUACUCGUUAAUCAGAUUUGAUGUGGGGAACAGCCUGACAUGGAGUUGACUGCGGGUUUUGAAUGUGUUCUGCAUCAGAUUUAAAUCCUGGCAGGAUAUACAGUGUAGCCUAAGAACAAGCCAUCCUACAGCAAGUCUGCUGAACGUACAAUGCCUUAUGCUGUACAUGUAGCCUCUUCGUGGUAACCUAAUGCUGGGCUGCUUUCUGUCCUCAGGCAGGCAAGACACUUCUAGCUGAGGAAAGAACAUCGCCCCAAAUGAUGCCCCAAAUGACAUAUCUUAGGAUAGGCUGGAGGAGCAGAUUAUUCAAUGUAACCACAUUUGCAACUUCAGUGAAUUGGUCUCCUCCCCUUGUUGUUUUAUCUGCAUUUUUAAACCAAACUCUAACCGUGUGAUUUUUUUUAAAUCUAAUUUGCUGUCAGAAUUACUGUCUCAUUAUAGAAAAUUGAAAAGAAAAUACAGUGUUUUCCCCCUUA
Molecule: messenger RNA, 3309 nt
Organism: Struthio camelus australis
Lineage: Eukaryota; Metazoa; Chordata; Aves; Struthioniformes; Struthionidae
Source: RefSeq, a predicted model, not a curated record